GUACGUAUAUUGAUAGAAUGAUAAAAUAAAGAGCACUUUUCACUAUCUCUCAACAGUUUGUCGGUUUUAACCACAUCACGUUUGAUUAACAGCGGCUGUGGUCUUGCAGAAGGGAUAUUUUUGUGAGUGGAAGUUGCAAGUUUGAGUAAACAUAUUUGAAUUGCCGCAACGACUUGAAAUGUUGGCUGAAAAAGUGCACUUGGCGGAAGGUUCUACAAAACCUCCUGUCGAGAAUGGUUUUGUACGCAUUUACGCGAUGCGCUUCUGCCCGUUUGCUCAGAGAAGCUUGCUUGCUGCGACCGCUAAAGGGAUAAAGUUCGACGUAGUAAAUAUUAAUUUGGAGAAAAAACCCAAGUGGUUUUUGGAGAUGAACCCGGCGGUUCCCAUCCUUGAGCAUGAUGACGGCAGAUUUGUUAUCGAGUCGUUGAUUGUGGCCGACUACAUAGACGAAAUUGGAGACAGCAAUAUUAGCCUCCACCCAAAGGAUCCUUACAAAAAGGCCAAAGACCGAGUUCUCGUUGACAAAUUCAGCUCCGUAAUUGGACCAUUUUUAAAUUGCCUGAUGAGUUUCGGUAAACCUGAGCCAGACGUGAAACUCUUUGAUGCAUUUCUCAACAAUCUGGACAGAUACGAAACUGAGCUCAAGAGCAGGAACUGUGAAUUUUUUGGUGGCGAGAAACCAGCCAUGCUAGACUUCAUGAUUUGGCCUUUGUUCGAACGUUUCGAACAGUUCGCUAUCUUUGGUGGCAAGGAAUUUCUUCUGCCCGAGAAGCGUUUCCCAAAAUUGUUGAAAUGGAUGACCAGCAUGCUAGGCAAUGAAGCUGUCAAAAUGUGGCUUCUGCCCGCUGAAGCCCACGCGCAGUACACCAGGAACGUUCAUUUUGCUGGCGGAUCAAAGGAUUUUGAUUUCUUGGUUAAUGUAAAAUGAGCAGUGCAAUUACGUGGAUUUUGUUAGACGCGAUUCACAAUUUUUAUGUUAAUAUAUUUGUUAUCAUUAGCAUAGACAAAUUUUCUCCUUUAAUUAUGGUGU
Messenger RNA from Cloeon dipterum, 1030 nucleotides. Its product is annotated as pyrimidodiazepine synthase-like. Lineage: Eukaryota; Metazoa; Arthropoda; Insecta; Ephemeroptera; Baetidae. Gene Ontology annotation, molecular function: glutathione dehydrogenase (ascorbate) activity; glutathione transferase activity. Bases 179 to 928 code for a protein of 249 amino acids. The transcript has 5 exons. The record is from RefSeq and is a predicted model, not a curated record. Gene Ontology annotation, biological process: glutathione metabolic process. Gene Ontology annotation, cellular component: cytoplasm.